CGCGCGUGUCCGUUAGAGACGACGCCGUUUAUAGUUUAGAUUGAAUGAAAUAGAAACUUAGAUUAUUAAAACAAAAACAUAUAUUAUAUAUUUUAAAUAUAUUAAAAAUAAAUAAAAUAGUGAAGCGAAACCAGUGAUUUUAGUGAAUACGAAAAAUAUUAUGUGAUUAAAAAAAUACCAAACCAAAUAAAACUAUUUACAAAACAUACAAAAAACGAAUAAAAAUAAAAUAAGUGUCUCAAUCUCAAUUUGCCCCAAGAAAUUUCUGGAUUGUCCCCAAAAAGUUUCUCGAGUGUCCCCAAAAAUUUAUAAUGACGACGGUAUAAGCGUUGGUCGUGAUAGUUGGCGGUCCAAAAUGUUAACGAUGUCCACUCUAAUGAUGCCAGCGGCUACUAUGACGACAAUGACCAACGCUGGACCCAUACCAGUGGCUGCGGCUACGAAGCUGGAGCCCAAGUUACUGCAGUUGCCCCACCCAGCGCUGAUGCCGCAGAUUCCACAACAACCUCCGCAACAACAUCACCACCAGCAUCCGCACGGGAACAACAACAAACUCGAACACUACCACAUCUUCGUCGGCGACCUCAGUCCAGAGAUAGAAACACAAAACCUACGCGACGCGUUCGCGCCCUUCGGAGAAAUAUCGGACUGCAGAGUGGUAAGGGAUCCACAGACCCUAAAGUCCAAGGGGUAUGGAUUCGUCUCAUUUUUAAAGAAAUCGGAAGCAGAGUCGGCCAUCACAGCGAUGAACGGCCAGUGGCUCGGCUCGCGGUCUAUCCGCACCAACUGGGCGACACGGAAGCCACCCGCGCCGAAGAACGAACUGAACUCCAAGCCGCUGACGUUCGACGAGGUGUACAACCAGAGCUCGCCGACCAACUGCACGGUUUACUGCGGCGGGCUCACCACCGGCCUCACGGAGGAGCUGAUGCAGAAGACGUUCCAGCCCUUCGGCACCAUCCAGGAGAUACGGGUGUUCAAGGACAAGGGAUACGCCUUCAUCAGGUUCUCCACGAAAGAGAGCGCGACGCACGCCAUAGUGGCCGUCCACAACACGGACGUGAACGGGCAGCCGGUCAAGUGCUCGUGGGGCAAGGAGUCUGGCGACCCCAACAACGCGCAGACACAAGGACAGCUGGGAGGCACUGCGUACAGUCCCUUCGGAGCCUACACCGGCGGCGUGCCCCCCGCGUCGUACUGGUACAACACGUACCCGCAGCAGCUGGGUGGCUUCCUGCAGGGGGUCCAGGGGGUGCAGGGGGUGCAGGGCUACUCGUACGCGGGGCAGUUCGCGGGCUACCAGCAGCAGUACAUGGGCAUGGGCGGAGUGCAGCUCCCAUGGGCGCUGAGCGGUGGCGUGGGCGGCGUCGGUGGCGUCGGUGGCGUGGGUGGCGUGGGUGGCGUGGGUGGCGUGGCCGCCAUGUCGCAACCACCGCAAGUGCUGCAUUACCCCGUGCAGCACUUCCAAGUCCAACCGAUCGGUGAGGAUGAAUGGCUGGCGCCGAGCUUGCUGGUGUGAGGCCAGCGCCCCGCGCCCCAGGACCCCUGCUGCUGUCUGCACAAGGAGUGGAUCUAAACACCCCCCACCCCCCCACUCCGACGCUCUUUACACCAUUCCUAACAUUCUUGUGGUUUUGGUGCGCAUUCUUGUCGUUCCAUUAUGUAUUCUUGUCGUUUUAUUUGACAUUCUUGUAAUUCCAUUUUGUAUUCUUGUCGUUUUAUUUGAUAUUCUUGUAAUUUCGUUUUGUAUUCUUGUCAUUUUGUUUGACAUUGAAUUCUUGUCGUUUUUACAAAACAUUAUUGUCGUUACAUUUUGUAUUGAUUUUGGUUGUAAUACUUGAUUAUAAUUGUGUAUUUUUAUUUUGAAAAUUUAUUGUUUUGUCUGUAUAUAAAAUGCUCAUACUAAAUUAAGUAUAGUUUACAUUUUUUUCAAGUAAGUAUUACAUUUUUGUGCAUCUAUUUCAACGACCUAUUUUAAGAUUUUACGUCAUGUGCAAUAAAAGAGGUUAUUUACUCUGUGUGUGUCAUAAACUUACACUAUCUUGAAAUUCCUUUAUAUUUUUUGGCAUUCAAAGUAUUGAAGGACUUUUUUUGUAAACUAAAUUGAGGACAUAUGAGUCCACAAUAGUGGUCGAUAUCCUUUAGUACAAAACACCGUCCCUAAUUCGGACUACGAAGUUAUGGAAAGCCCUUCCAAUUUUUAGUUUUCCUACCAAUUUUUAGUUUACAAGACGUUACAUUUUAGGAUGCAUCUUAACUUAUCAUCAGCUAUGAUUGCAUCCAAGAUAUGUAAAUGGUAUAAAAAUACUCCAUACCUUUGUAGCGAGUAUUUUAUCGGUGAACCCGUCUGCGUUGAAGAAGCCGACAGUCAGGGAAUGCGGGUUUAAUCUACCGUUGUGAGUCAUUUAAAAAAUCUUUAUAUUCCUCUAUCGCGCGGAGCAUGAUACUGUGCUCGCCUAUUGGCCUUAGUUUACUUUAUAUUGUUUUACAUGUCACGUAACAGAUACGAUGGGCGACCGGUCGUCCAUUUAGGAGUCAAGAGGUUAAAAAAUAUAUUUUUCGUAACAUAAACGUUGUAAAUCAAAAAUUAAAUAUAAUAUACCUCUAGAUUUUAUUUUCACAUUAAACAAUAUGUUUACUAACUUUAAAACUUUUAAAAUAUUUUUGCUCAGUAAUAGGUCGUUGAAAUAAAUACGCAUUAUAGUGUAAACACAAUUGCUAUACCUAUAUAAUAUAUUAGCACUCUUCAAAUCGUUUGAGAAAUAUGAAAAAAGUGUUGCAUUUGUGUUAAAACCAACAUUAAUUGUGCCAUUUAAUUUUAAUCUAGUCAUAUAAAUUAUUAUUCGUAUAAUUAUUAUUUUUUCUAAUUUGUAUUAAUUUUUUCUAAAUUGUAUUAAUUUUUUCAAUUUGCAUUCAUCUUUCAUCUGUCAUUUUCGUUUUUGAAUUAAAUGAAUGCAUUUAAUAUAUGAAUGCUUUGUAUAAUUAACUGGCAUGCGUCAUUCCUUAAGAAGCUAUAAUUAUAAAGAUUUUGUGUUACGUUUGAAAUAUUCUAAGCUUGCUUUUGAUUAUACAAAGUGUUUUUUUUUUAUUUUUUUUUAAUGUUUAUAUUUCUAUUGAUUAUGUUUUUGAGCUGUUUUUAAAGAUAGAUAGGGGGGAAAGCGGCAAUAUAGGGUUCUGGGUGGUCGUAUACACGCUGGACGUCUCUAUUGAUAGAAAAAUUAUGUCCUAAAGUUCUGUGUAAUCACGGAAAUUAGUACAUUUUGGACGAACAAUGUGAGUCAACUCUAUUGAAAUAUUUAUUUCUACCGCUGCUUAUGAUUGUAUGGAGAUGCGUAUAAAUACGUAUACAUGGUGUUCUGUUUUAUCAGCACUGUCUAUCUCUUCGAAAGAGAAUAUGGGGAGUCUUAUCUUUGAUCUUCUAUUCUUUUUGAUGUGUUUAAGAAGCUCGUGUAGUCCUAGUCGAACGGAACACCCUGUAUAUCUAUAUCUAUGAGGUAAUUUUUAGAAAAUAUAUAUUAUUAUAGUUAUUUAAAUGUAAUGUAAGUUAUUAAUAAGUAUAUAGUGUUAAGUAAAUAUCAGACACACGCGGGCCAAAUACGGUUGCGAAAGUAGUGUGCGAAUUUCUUUCUUUUUUGGUUGAUUUUUUUAUGAUAACCAGACGAUCUCAGAGUAUAGGAAGAAGAUGGAUGGCUUACGACAUACCUUGAUAUUAAAACCACUUGCUAAUGCUGAUUAUCAAUGUAUUAUAUGGGAUAACAUAACGCGAUCCUCGUACAGAGUUGUGGAGUAGCAACAGAGGGAAGCGAGUGAAAUGAAUAAACAACAAUGCACAUUCAUCAAUUGCUGUUCGAACAUUUGUUGCUGCUCUCUCAAAAAUAAUUUGCCUUCACUUUCAAUGCCCAAAUCUACGAAUAGUUUGUAUUCUAUUUUAGACAACCGAUAGUAACCAUCAUGUGAUGGUAUAAGAGGCAUAACUCGACGAAGACACAUAUCAUUCACAAUGUGUUCUGCUCCCACCUAAGUGAACUGUCAGACAGAUUUACAUUCAAAGAACACAGAAAAAGUAAAAUUUGUCCGCGUAACUCUCUUUAUUUACCUCAUCAAUUCAAGGAUCAUGGGGAUUUUGGAAUGUUUUGGAAUCGAUUUGAUGGUACGUCAAUACUGCAUAGACGAUGAUUGAGUUUAUAGAACUCAACGGUUAAGGAACGAACUGAAAUUCGAAAAAAUCAAUCCCGGUUUGUUAUAAUGUUGUUAAUUGGAAAGAAAAAAAAAAUAUUAGACACGAAUAAAACAUAGCGAAGUUUUUAUGGACGCGUUGAAUCCAUCUGUCUUUUUCCUUUCGUCUGCGCUGAUAUGAAACGGUACCAAAACAUCUGCAACCCUGCUGUCAUAUAUUAAUGAAUGUUUCAAUACAUUUCGAAAUGAACAGUUUUAUAUGAAGCCGCAUUUAUGAUGCCUUCAUUCUAAGGUCCAAAUUUUCAUGUCGUGACAUUAAUCUAGACACCAAACAUAUGAGUAGUGUCAGUUGUAAAAAAAAUCAGGAUGAUUGAGAAUUGAACGUCAAUAAUAUUUGACGGUGGGCGCCAUGAUAGCACAAGUCUAGGUUUAAGAUUAGUGGAAAAAAAUGUAGAUUUUUGGAAAAAUGUUUAAUAGGAAACCUAGAAAAUGUAGGCAAGGUCAGAUCACGAGUGAGAAGUUUUUUAAGAAAAUUUUAUAUCAGCUGAGAAUGCUAGGGGUGUUUAAGACAAAUAGUAUUUAAAAAAGAAGUAUAUACGAACGCUAUACAAAGAGUUUCUAGUCGUUUUUCUUUUUCAGUUAACUGGACGUCAGACAAUGCCAAAUUCAGAUCUGUAAGUUAAAACUCACGACAUAUAAUGAUAACUACUGUUAUAAAAAAAAGGUUGUGUCUAAAUGUAAACAUGGACUUGAAGAUCAAUAUAAAAAAGAACUUUGAGGAAAUAAUUAAAUAAAAAUAAAAAAUACCGAAACGUAGACGAAAAAAAAAAUAUUAGAAUUAUUUAUCGGAUAAGUGAAAAGAAAAAAUAUUUAUUGCUUAGUGUUUAAGAAGCAUUUAAUCAUUUACUGUAGCUAGAUCGUAAUAGGGUGUGGGAGUGUGUGCGUAUGAAUUUCAUUUGAAAAAAAAAACUUUUGCUGUUAUUUAUUUUUACUGAUUUCGUUUUGUGAAUGUCCCUCGUUAGAGGAGAACUAGUGUUUUAAUGGCAACAUUAAUGAAGUAGUUGUAUUCACUACUUGUCUUUUUUGAAACUUUUUAAAAUGGGCGCACUAUCUUGAGACGUCGCCCAUCAAUAUGAUAUUUUGUAAAAGAUGUAUUUUAUAUAUUAUAUUGACGGUUAUUGUUUAAUCUGUGGUAGUUUCUUUUCUAUUUAGCAUUAUUGUUUGAGCAUGUAGUCAAAAAAACUUGUGAGACAUAUCGCUAGAGAAAAAAAAAACUAUAAUAAGGUAUUAUAUAUUUAAAAUUAUAUAUUAUUUCUGCUAAGGGACGAAUUGAUGUGUCAAUUUUUUUCAACCAGUCAAUCGAGAUGGAUUUUUGGCGUGUUUUAAAUAUUGUAUCGAUGCAACCAUUUGUCAUAGAAUUUAUUACAAAGUUGACAUGGAUUGAUAUAUAGAAUUAUUCUGAAAUGCAUUUAGUCAUCAUAUAUUUACUUAAAAACAACGAGAGAAAUCAAUGAAUUCAUGUUUAAAUGCAUUCAUUUAAUAUUUAAAACACGACCAAACGAGGUUGGACCUCUUGAAAUUCCAAGUAUAUAUUAAACAAAAAAAAAAUGUAUGACAAAGCGUUUAGAUAGUCAAAUUUAGCCGUAGUCAACGUAUAAUGAUGCUAGGUUUCUAUGGUUACAUGAAGAAAGAAUUCAUUUCUGCCUAUAAUCGCUUGAGUAGUUUAUAGUGAGCGAUACAUAUUUAUCCAGUUAGUUGUGUAAGCGUAUCAUAGGGACAUAGCUUAAGACAUGCCGACUGUCUUAUUUUAUUGGAUACGAUGUUUACAUCCUUGGAUCCAACUUCGACGAGUCGUUGCCUUUCUCUUGUUGCUAUAUACUUCCUUCUAACAUAGUUAAGUGCUGCUAUAUAUUUAAGAGUAUAAUAGGUACGGCUUUUUCGUUUCCGAUAGGUGUAACGGCUAAGGUAUUUAACAUUAACAUACAUAUAAAGAGAAAAACGAUGAAAGAAUCUACUCCAUUAUAAGAUGGAUUAUUAAUACGUUAGCUAGGUAAAAUUGCAAGAUUUAUUGAAGGAUAUUAUAUAUACAAAAUUAUUGUGCAAAGUAAUUACAUAUAUCGUUUAGAUAGGCUAUGAAAAUUUUAAGUGUAUUUCGAACUUUUUAUUUCGAUGUUUUGAUUUCUCCGAUAUGAUUUUGUGUUUGUCCAUUCCAUUGAAAUUAAGAUAUAAUAUAUAAUUUUAAGUCCCAAGAAUAACACCAAAUAUUUUAUAAUCCUCGGCGUAAAUUUAAAAUGUAGAAAUUUGGCGAUGGUCUAAAACCAUUUUCAUCUUAAAUGAAAAAAAAAUCUUAAAAUGCCUUAUAUGUAAAAAAGAUGAACAUUCUCACUAUCGUUGUUUUUAGUUAUUAUUUUUGUACUCGUAGCAUUGUGUUUGAAAUGGUAUCUUCAGAAAACGUGAUGACUUCGUACGACCCGUUGCAUAAGUGUGUCCAACAUAUUUUAUUUAAUUAACCACGCAUUCUACAUUAUCCAUAUUCGAAAUUACUAUUUCCGUAAGAAUAUAAUACAAAAAGUAUAUAUAAACAAUAACAAUAUUUUUAAUAAUUAUCGGUUUUAAAUGAAUAUCGUAAGACUGCUGCACUUUGAAUAUACCAUUUUAAGCACGCAAAGUGCCAAACUAUUUUGUUAUGAAUAUAUUCAUUUUAUUCUUCUAUAGUGUACCUUUCCGUCUUUCCGAGAUAAAGAUAACACCAAUGAUCAGACUUAAGCGAAUAAUCCUCUAAGAGCGAUUCUAAAUUGAUUUUUUGCAGCCUUGAAUUACCAUUUUACAUAUUUGCCAGUAAUACAUAUAUUCACGAAAUAUAUGAAUGUAAUUGAGAAUUAAUUAGUUUUCAUUUCAUAUUUAUUUUUUACAUAUACUUAGGUAAUUAUCUGUAAAUCUUUUUAUUAUUCGGUACGUGUAUUAUAUAUUAUAUAAAUAUUUAUAACCGUUUCGAGUAGUUAUUAGAGACGAGACAAUGUAACAACUGUUACAAUAUUUUUAAUGAUUUAUUCAAAUAAUGUUUAUUUAUGAAUUCAGGGCUGUAAAAAAAGUAGACUAUAGUGUUCGUGAAUAAUGUUUACUCAAUGUUUUUCAGUUCUUUGAGAAUCUAGUAGAGUUUUACCUUUUGUUUUUAGAAGAAGCUAGACUUUUGAUGUGUUGUAGAGGAAUAAAUAAAAUACCCAAAGGUCGCGUGCUUAAGAAACCUUGUUUUGGAACACAAAAAAUGAAUAUUUUUUGAUAAAUGUGUAAUAAUGGAUCCAAAUCCAUUCGGUGUCACGUACUCGUAGUGUCGUUUCUUUCAAUUCUGUGGCAAAUGUAGAUGUGAGAUAUUUAAGACGUUGGCUCUUCGUAACGUGUUGAUUGGCAGUGGCAUAAUAUACAAAACCUCGUUAUAUACGAUUUUUAACCGACUCCAAAAAGGGGGAGGUUCUCAAGUUGAUCAGUAUGUUUUUUUUUUACUUUUUUCUUUUUAGCAGCGUUGGGCACUUUUUGGUAGAUGGAAAUGUUAUGGGUUCGCGUCACUGACAUGCUCAUGACAUGCGCACACUCAGUGAUCUUUGCGCCUCAGACACUUUAUGAAAGGUGUUAACCUCGUGCAUUCAGAACAUCGUCAUAGAUCUGACGUAUAGUGCUGCAUAGGUAGAUAUAUCUUAUAAGAGAAAUUCAAUGGAUUAAGUAAAAAGUUUAAUAUGUACAUACGGAGCAUUGUUAAAACAAUGUUUAUAAGUUUUCACUUCUAUCAACAGUCUUUAUAAUAACUACUUUCUUAAAAAGAAUAUUUGCCAUAUCUUUCAAAUGUGCCCAAAAUUCCCGUUUCCCCUCCUGUGUCAAAAAUACUGUGUUAGGAGUGGUUACGACAAUAGUCCAGCGGGAUCAAACUCACGGCUUCUUGGUGUGAAGGUUUUAAAGCUAUUGGCUUAAUUUAAAUAUAUAAAUUAACGACGUAUGAAUGUAUACUGUGGUUGUUUAGUCAAAAAUCUUAGUGUUGUGUUUUUUAACUAACCUCAUAGACCCAUUCGCUCAAUCUAUCUCGUAUCUCGUAUAUAUACGUAUCUACUCGUACGUAUCAUUUACGGUAAAAUUAUGAUUUAGAUUUCCAAAAAACUAGGAAACCAAAGUCUAUCGAUCUUUUGACUAAUGAAAUUAAAUAUGUAAAUAAAAUUGAUUUAAUUCAGAUUACAUUUUUUUCAGAUUGAACAUAAAAAUGCAAUGUUUUUGUAUAUUAUGCCACAGGUUCUAUGUUGUACCUAAUUAAUAAUGGAUAUCUUUAAUGAUACUGUAUGGAUGUACGAAAUAAAUAUUGACAUUGAAAAAAAAUAUGAUUUAAAUACAUUUUAAAUUAGAUAACUAAUUCUUAUUUUUACAUUUCAAUGAAUAUUUUUAAGACAUGAGUAAAAUAAAUGUGUCAUUUACUUUAAAUGAAUGUUUCAAUAAAAUUUCAUUUGAUUUUUGAAUAAAUGUAAAUGUCAUUUUUUCUUACAGAAAUGAAAGUUGUUAAGUCAAAUUUAACAAAAAAAAAUUUUUAAAAAACUAGUCCUAUAAAGUUCAUUAUUAUUAUUAAAAGCAAUGUAAUUAACAUUGAAUCGUGUGUAAAAUAAAAUUUUAAAAGUGUAAUAUGUCAAUAUUUAUUUUGAACAUCAAAAAUCACAGCAAUAAUAAUGCAAUAGGUGUUGUAGAUUUUUGAUUUCUCGUACCGCUAGUUUGAUGUUUAGAGAGUGUCUUUCAUCUCGUUAUUUUUUUUUUGUACUGGUAAAAAAGCGUAUUUUAAAAUCUGUUCAAUUUCAAAUUUCUUACUCUAUGAUCGUUUUACGUAAUUUAUAAGACUCUGAAACUAUUCUUCUUUUAUGCCUGACUUCAAAAAAAAGGAGGAAAUUCUCAAUUUUACUGUAGCUGUGUUUUUUUUUUGUAACACAUAUUCUUUUUCCCUCCUUCUGAGUCGCCUUAAUAAAAGUUGAACCGCUUCUGAAAAGUAACUAAGAUAGAUAGAUAUAUUCUUUAUUGCACAUAAAAAAACAAUAUUCAUCAAGUAACAAAAUAAGUAAGUAUAAAUAUGCACAAAGGCGGUCUUAUCGCUAAUAGCGAUCUCCUCCAGACAACCCGCAAUGUAAGAAUCAAGUAAUAGUAACUUCUUAGUAAACACAUAACAUUUCCAGGUCUGUUCUGGUGUUCCUUUUUUAGACCCCAAUUGUGGAACAAUCUCGACAUAUAGAUUGUGAUGCCUACACACGGUAAAGCCAUUCCAAAUGUUCUUUAUACAUACAUACCUAUUACAUACAUACUUUAUACAUACAUAAUAAUGCUACCGAACUAAAACAAUGCGCAAUUUGUAGCUCAAAUUAAUAUUAUAACAAAAUGUCACGACGAUUUAAAAAUAUCUACAUGAAUACUCAUAGACCAACUUGAAGAACAACAAAUUAAAAUGAAUUUUACCGUUAAUUCAAUUACUCGUAAUAAAGUUUCUGAUCAAAAUAAAAGUCAUGUUAAAGGUUUACGAGUUAAAGUCUAGUAAAGCUAUCAAAUCGUAAAUAAGGACACGAAUAAAGAUAUGCGCUAAAGAAUAAAAAUAAUUUAGAAACAACCAUGAUUAGUAAAUCAAAAUUUGCAAUUGAACAGAAUAUUUAACGUAUUUAUAUAUAGUAAACUAUCGCACACUUUUCCCUUUAAUAUUAAAUGAUUUUGUGUAGUGUUUCCCCUCCUAUUUUCUAUUCUACCGUCCAUCGAUGUUGUCAAGUAGAGAUAGACUGGUUGUCACUGAUACGAUGCUCUGCUUGCGUGGAGUGCAUUGUUGGUCAUUCGAAUCUGAGCUUUAAGACGUUGGAAGCAGGUGCAUUUUUAAACAAUCAUCAUCAGCAUCACGAUCAUCAAUCUAUAUAUAAAUGCCUCACUUUAGGGCAAUUCUCCAUACAGAGUAAUUAAAGGAGGGUAGAGCUUGAAUAUUAUUGAAGACCUCUGAACUGAGCUGAAAACCAAUCUAGUUGAUUCAACAACAGACCUCAGGAACAACUGUACCUGACAGCCGUGUAGGCAUUAUACAAGAUAAACAAUUGAGAAUUUAGAGUCACAAUAUUUAAAUGCGAGUUUGCCAUUGGUGAUAAUGAUUGACAUAACGAUGACUAUCAAGGGAUGAUGGCUCAAAGAGUUGUCCAAGGCUCGAGGGAACAUCCUUGUAUCUCGGAGAGCACGUUUAGUAAGUCCUGAUUUUGAUAGUUGCCAUAACAGAGUUAGCAAUUAAUAGCCAGAGUAGAUAUCUUACUACGAGUAUGACUGUGUACCCGCACCAGGGUACCCUAACCAUGACAAUCACUUCGAAAGCUACACGAAUAAUAAAAGAAAAACAAAACUGGAUAUGGAAAACGUUUACAAUAAUAUAAUUCCAUAAACACCAAACUGUAUCGUGAGACAAAAUUGUCUUACCGCCAUCUAGAAUCGAUCAUGUCAAACUUUAUACUGUGCAAACAUUAUUCACAAUGAUAAUUUGUUAUACUGAUCUAAACACACCAAGUCCUCCAACCCGCAUUGGAACCACGUCGUAGUAAGCAAUUUAAUGAUGAUGAUGAUUAUGCUGAUUCUAAUGAUCGUGAUAAUGAUCGUGAUAAUGAUGAUGAUGAUGAUGAUGAUUAUGAUGAUGAUUAUGUACGAAAGACGACUUAAAUGAAACUUAUAUUUGCCGCAUUGCCGUACGCAAUCGGAGUGUCGUCGGUUGGUGUUGACCUUUAUUUUGCUCAGAUUUUCAGUUUAUUUUUCUACCUUUCGAUUAUCUUAACGACGUAUACAACGCACACGACGAUAUUUUCCGUAGUUUUCACCGGAGCUUUGUUUUAUUUUUUGGUAAAAAAAAAAUUGUAUGUGAUCUUGUGAACUUACUGAGAAAAAAAAUGACGACCACGUAUGAUGUUAGUGAUUUUACAUGACGAUAUUUUUCCCCGUUUUUGUAUUUUUAUUAUUGAGAUAAAAAAAGAAUCUAUCCUUACGCGACUUUUACAUGAUAUAUAUCGUAAUGUGAUGUUAAGAUGUUUGAUGAUAUUUCUAUGUUUUGACUGGCCGGUGUCACGGGACAUCUACUGAAUGGAGACAGCUGGUGAGAGGUUAUUGGACCGAGAGCUAGAUAUCUCACUUUAGGAAGACAUGAAUUUUGUCAGCCUAUUGUAGGUAAGAACGGUAGACAAUUAUGGAAGGUGGCCGUAGUGGCUUUGGAUAAAGAUGCUUGGAGGCCAUUAGAUCAGCUUCCACCUUCACACAGGAAGUAAAAUAUAUAAGUAAUUGUAAUGGUUUUAACUAUUGUACAUUAUAAUAACGAACCUUUUUUUAAGAGCAGUUGGGUUCUUUUGGUUCUUCUCAGUAGAACCUGCCUUUCAAACUGUGCUUGCAAAAGUGCUUGUAAACUAAGUCUACCAAAAGUAAAUGAAUUUUAAUUGUUUUAUUUUUAGUUAUUAGGUUUAAAAUGUGCAUAUCCUCAAUUGUCCUAGUAUAAAACGUAUUUUUUUUCUGGGAUUCCCGUGGCAAGCCUUAACGAUCUCUUGAAAAAAUAUUUACCAGUGUAUUUCGAAGGGUUGCCACAAAGCUAGAUGACUGGCAAUUGGAGACAUGAUUUACUAUAUACCGAGAGAAGUAUAAAUAAAAACAUGCGUUAUACAUAGACGGUUGAAGGUCCUUUGACCUUCUACCCUUCUAAAGCUACCACAGUUCAAACUCCAUAAUUGGCUAACAUACUAUGGCUAUGUAGGUGAAUGGGCUGACAGGCUUUCAACUUUCACACAAUGAAGUGUCUGGCUAUCGAAGGAUAUCGGUCUGUGGUCUAAGACAAAUUCCGGGACCCAAGAGUGUGGUAUAUGUCAAAAUACGAAACAACCCGUGACAAGCCGGUCUUAGGAUAAAUUGUUCAAAAUUUUCUUUCUUUUUGUAUCUUGUUUCGUCCCCCUUUCUUUCCUUGAUUAUGAUUUAAGUCGUUAAAUUUAGAAAUAUAGUGAUUUAAAUGAAAUAGUGAGUUAAAAAUGUAAUUAUAAGUCUUCGCUUGUUGGUUAAUUUGAAUGUUUUUUAUGUUAUGUUUUGUGAAAACAAUUCUGUUGAUGCGUUACUUCGGCGUCCGGGAGAAAUUGUUUUGCGUUUUUAUUUUUGAUCUUCAAAAGUAAAUAUUUAAUUUUUGUAUAUUCCUGUUACAAAUUUUGGUGUAAAUUAAACACUAUGUUCAUUUAUUCAAAAAAUAAAUGAAUGUUUUAGUGACUUAUUGAAAAAUGAAUGUUUAAUUACAUUUAAAAAUGAAUUAAUGUUUUAAUGAAUGAUUUAAAAAAUCGUGUUUAUUUAAAAUUAAAACAGAAUAAUUUCAUAAUCUUUUUACUUCGAAAAUAUUAACUAAACAGAAAAAUAAGAGAAAUUUUAUCUGACAUAAAAAUGCAUUUUCACGAUUCAUCUUACAAAUCUUUAAGGAAUAUAAAAAAUAUCGACAUUUUUAUUUUAAUUUUAAUAAAUUCAAUAAAACUGAAUAGGCUGUACGGUCAGCGACCUUUGCCGUAGUUGCCUGUGGAGUAAGAGGAUGAAAUUAAAAAAAAAAACCGAAACAAUAUUUCCCGCUCGCCGCCAUUUGUUGAUUUUGACUGUUCUUAAUUUAAAAAGUUAUCGAAAUGAGAAUAUACUUAGUACAUAAAGGAUAUGUUACUCCGUACCUACCUAUAGGUUAAAACUAGUCUAUAAUAUAUAUAAGUGUAACAAUUAUAAGGAAAGAUAACAACUGAAAUAAAGAAGA
Bicyclus anynana (squinting bush brown) is the source of this 12958-nucleotide messenger RNA. RefSeq names its product cytotoxic granule associated RNA binding protein TIA1. The transcript has 10 exons. Gene Ontology annotation, molecular function: RNA binding. The record is from RefSeq and is a predicted model, not a curated record. NCBI's taxonomy places the organism in Eukaryota, Metazoa, Arthropoda, Insecta, Lepidoptera, Nymphalidae. The coding region runs from base 356 to 1519 and encodes 387 amino acids.